Molecule: messenger RNA, 5786 nt
Organism: Heteronotia binoei (common prickly gecko)
Lineage: Eukaryota; Metazoa; Chordata; Lepidosauria; Squamata; Gekkonidae
Gene: CPAMD8
Product: C3 and PZP like alpha-2-macroglobulin domain containing 8
Exons: 42
Coding region: 1-5778 (1925 amino acids)
Cellular component (GO): extracellular region
Molecular function (GO): protein binding; endopeptidase inhibitor activity
Source: RefSeq, a predicted model, not a curated record
AUGCCCGCCGCCCGCCUCCUGCUUCUUCUUCUCCUCCUCGGGGCCGGCGGCAGCGGCAGCAGCCUGGGCCCCAGCCGGUGGCUUAGGCGGAGAGACUGUCACUCGGCAGACUUCAGUGGCAGGAGCAGCGUCUGGACUCAGUGGUUCCAGUUCUGGCCCAACACUGUCACAGAACACGUGCCCGGCAGAGCCAGACUGCUGCGCCUCGGGAGCCCAACACUUUUGCAAAGGUUCUUCAUGGUCGCUGGAGGGAGUCGGCGCCACACAGGCGAAGUUCCCAAAGUGACAAGGCCUUUCACAGAUCCAGGGGAUCCUUUGCUCUCACAGGGCCGUGGGGAAGAACUUCUGUCUGAAGGCUGCCGUGGAUGCUUACCGCUCUCUGCCUUCCUGUCUUUUCCCUUCUCCAGGGGCUACUUGGUGGCAGCACCUUCUGUUUUCCGGGCGGGCACGGAGGAGGCGGUCAGCGUGACCAUCUUUAACCCGGUCAAGGAGACGACAGUCCAGGUGCAGCUGGUGGUCAAAGGAGAGACGGUGGCCCGUGCUCAUGGCACAGUUCUGGGUAAAGGAACCAUUUCCCUCAAGGUGCCCCCAGGGUUGCGGGGUCAAGCCCACCUGAAAGUCUGGGGCAAUCGGCACUUGGCGGAAGAAGGCUACAUCUUCCACAACCACACGACAGUGACCAUCGACAGCAAAGGCGCCUCCGUGUUCAUCCAGACAGACAAGCCGGUGUACAGGCCCAAGCAGAGAGUGCUGAUCAACCUCUUCACCAUCCGCCCCAAUUUGCGACCCAUCGAUGAGAGGGUCGAAGCUUACAUUUUGGAUCCUCGUGGGUCUCGGAUGAUUGAGUGGAACAAUCUGAAGCCCGUCUGUUGUGGCGUUCUGAAUAUGAGCUUUCCUUUGUCGGACCAGCCGGUGUUUGGCGAGUGGUUCAUUUUUGCCGAAAUGCAGGGGCACACGUACAACAAGUCCUUUGAAGUGCAAAAGUACGUUUUACCCAAGUUUGAGCUGUGGAUCGAGCCCCCUCGCUACAUCCGUGACCUCAGCAUGUGUGAGAAGGGAACGGUCCAUGCCAGGUACACGUUCGGGAAGCCUGUGGCGGGGAGACUGACAGUCAACAUGACAGUAAACGGCGUGGGGUAUUACCGGCAUGAAGUGGGGUCCCCUGUCCUCAAAACCAGUGAUAUUGAGGGCUCCGUGCAGUUCGACGUGUGCGUGGCUGACAUGAUGCCUGUGGACAUCCCGGAGCAUUUCCGAGGCGUCGUGAGCAUCUGGGCCACAGUGACUGGUGCUGACGGGCACAAGCAGGCCACCUUUGACGACUCCACCCCAGUGCAGAAACAGCUGGUGGACAUCAAGUACACGAAAGACACCCGCAAGCAGUUCAAGCCAGGCCUGCCCUACAGAGGGAAGGUGGAAGUCACGUAUCCUGACGGGAGCCCGGCCGAUGGGGUGACUGUCCGGAUCAAAGCAGAGCUCACCCCAAAGGACAACAUUUACACCAGCGAGCUGACGUCCAGCAGGGGGCUAGUGGUGUUUGAAAUCCCAUCCAUCCCCACAGCUGCCCAAUAUGUCUGGCUGGAAACCAAAGUCACUGCCAUUGGCGGGAAGCUCGUAGGAGACCAGUAUUUGCCCAACUACCUGUCCAUCAGCAGCUGGUAUUCGCCCAGCAAGUGCCACCUCCAGCUCCAGAUGUUGGACAAGGCUUUCCUGGUGGGAGAAGAGGCGAGCAUUGCUGUGAAAUCCACGUGCCGCUGCGACGUCACUCUCCACUACGAAGUGGUGGCCCGAGGAAACAUUGUCCUCUCCGGGCUGCAGUCCAGGAACGUGACCCAGCAGAGGAGCAGAAGGGCUGAUGUCUCUUCUGGCAGAAGCCUCCACGCCACUCACUCCACAGCCGCCCCCACCGGACCUCCUGCUGCUGCUGAGAUGAAUGCCUGCGUGACCUCUCUCCGUUUCUUGGUGACCCCCAGCAUGGCCCCUCUGGGCCGCCUCCUGGUGUAUUACGUGCGGGAGGAUGGGGAAGGGGUGACAGACAGCUUGCAGUUUGCCGUCAAGCCUUCCUUUGAGAACCAGGUUUCAGUGACAUUUUUGGCCAAUGAGAGCAGGCCGGGGGACUCUGUGGGCAUCAAGGUCAGAGCCGCCAAGGGGAGCUGCGUCUGCUUGGCUACGGUGGAUAAAACCGUUCACCUCCUGAAGCUGGGCUUCCAACUGACACCUUCCCAGAUCUUCCAGGAACUGUCAGAUUAUGAUGUGUCCGAUGUCUUUGGGACCCCCAAGGAAGAUGGCCACUUCUGGUGGCCAAGCAUGUCUUUGCGUCGGCGUCGGCGUCGUUCCUCCAUCUUCCCCUGGCACUGGGAUAUCACCAAGGAUGCCCGCUUUGCCUUUACGGAAACAGGGUUGGUUGUGAUGACGGACCUCGUCCGCUUAAACCACAGGCAGCAUGGCAGCAUGUACACGGAUGAGGCCGUGCCAGCCUUUCAGCCCCACACCGGCACCCUCGUUGCUGCUGCACAUCAUUCCAAAACGAUGCCAAGGGCAGAAAAGAAGAAAAGAAUUUUCUUCCCGGAGACGUGGCUUUGGCGCUGCUUAAACGUCAGCCAGGUGACCGGCGAAGCCCAGCUGCAGGUUCAAGUCCCAGACUCCAUCACUACGUGGCUGACGGAGGCCGUGGGGAUGUCUGAGGAGAGAGGGAUGGGCGUGGCUGGACAGGCCAGCCUGAAGACGUUCAAGGCUUUUUUCAUCGAGUUCACCCUUCCGUACCGCGUCAUCCGUGGGGAACAGACGAAGAUCCCGCUGACCGUCCACAACUACCUAGCGGUGUGCUUGGAGGUUCACGUCAAGAUAGUGGUCCCCAAAGGCAUAAAGCUUGUCGGGCAUCCUGGGAAACACCACCUGACCAGGAAGAAGUGCGUGGCCCCUGGGGAAGCAAAGCCCACCUCGGUCGUCCUCUCCUUCAGCAAACUGGGACAGAACAACAUCACAGCCAAAGCCUUUGCUUAUGGGGAGAGCAGCUGCUGCCAGGACGGGCUGCAGUUUGCAAAGAGUGGGAAGCAGGCGGAGGAGUUCUACCCGGACAGGCAGGCCCCUUUUGGGGUGGACUACGUUCGGAGGAGCAUCCUCGUGGAGCCAGAGGGGUUGACCAGAGAGUACACCUACAGUGUCUUCUUCUGCCCUAAUGAGAAGAUUCAUAUUUCUACUCCUAAUAAAUAUGAGUACCAAUAUGUGCAGAAACCUUCCCGUAUGACACACUUCAGUGUUGCUGUGAAGGCGCACAACAACGCCCACAUCGCCUUGUCCUCCAGCCCCCACGACUUGGCAGCAAUGACGGAAAUUGUCAUGGGAGGGCACCAGAACACCCGGACGUGGAUUUCCGCCAGCAAGAUGAGCGAGCCAGUGGCCAGUGCGGAGACACCGGGGCUCCUCUCGUGGGAUGAGUUCCGGACCUUUUGGAUCAGCUGGGCUGAUGGGCUCAUCCAGGUUGGCCAUGGGCCCUCAGUCCUCAAUGAGUCAGUCAUCGUGUCAUGGGCUGCCCCCCGGCCCCCCGAGGUGAAGUACAUCGGCUUCUCCACAGGCUGGGGCUCCGUUGGCGAGUACAAAAUCUGGAGGAAGGAAGAGGCAGAGGAAAACCACAACGAAGCCUUUACUUUGGGCGUUCCGCACAACGUGAUCCCGGGAUCGGAGAAAGCCACUGCCUCUGUGAUUGGGGAUGUGAUGGGCCCCACCUUGAACCACCUGGACAGCCUCCUGCAGCUCCCGUUUGGCUGCGGGGAGCAGAACAUGAUCCACUUUGCACCUAAUGUUUUUGUCCUCAAGUAUCUGCAGAAGACCAAGCAGCUCAGCCCAGAGGUGGAAAGCGAAGCCACUGACUAUCUGCUUCAAGGGUACCAGCGCCAGCUGACCUACAAGAGGCAAGACGGCUCCUACAGUGCUUUCGGGGAGCGGGAUUCUUCCGGGAGCAUGUGGCUGACGGCCUUCGUACUCAAGUCCUUUGCUCAGUCGCGGGGCUUCAUUUUCAUUGACCCCAAGGAGCUGCUGGUGGCCAAGGACUGGAUCAUUCAGCACCAGAAGGAGGAAGGCUCCUUCCCACCCGUGGGCAGGAUACUGAACAAGGACAUCCAGGGAGGGAUCCACGGGAAGAUUUCGUUGACGGCGUAUGUGGUGGCAGCUCUUCUGGAGACGGGGGUGACCUCUGAGGAAGAGAAGAGUUCUGUGGCCAAGGCGAAGCUCUUCUUGGAGUCCAACGUGUACUCGGUGGACGACCCCUACACCACGGUGCUGACUGCCUACGCCCUCACGCUCUUGCACAGCCCCUUGGCAGGCGUGGCCCUGCGGAAGGUGAACAGCCUGGCCAUCACACAAGAUGGCUUCACACACUGGAGCUUAACGGGGACUCUGGCUGCCAAUGAGGACACCUUCAUGGGAUUUAGUGACGGGCUCUUUCAGUCAGUGGUGUCCGCAGAAGUGGAAAUGACGGCCUACGCCCUGCUGACCUACACGGUGCUGGGGGACGUGGCGUCAGCGCUGCCCGUGGUCAAGUGGCUUUCCCAGCAAAGGAAUGCUCUGGGCGGCUUCUCUUCCACCCAGGACACGUGUGUGGCCCUCCAGGCUCUGGCGGAGUACGCCAUCCUGUCCUACACGGGAGGAGUCAACCUGACGGUGUCCUUGGCCUCCACCAACCUGGACUACCAAGAGACCUUUGAGCUGAACAAAGCCAACAAGAAGCUCCUGCAGACCACGGUGAUCCCCUCCAUCCCCACGGGGCUCUUUGUCAGUGCCAGGGGAGAAGGCUGCUGCCUCCUGCAGGUCGAUGUCUCUUACAACGUUCCUGAUCCUGUGACCAAUCCGGCUUUCCAGCUCCUGGUCAACCUGCAGGAGCCGAAGCCGAAGCGCCGGCGGCGAGCCCCGCACCCCCCCAAGCCCGUCUCCCCCAGCAAGAAUCGCUCGGAAGCCUCCCAGCGGGAGCUGGCGGCGGGGGAUGAUGAUGACCCUGCUUCGGACCAGGACCGCCAGGAGUAUCGUGUGGCCGUGGAGACCUGCAUGAGAUGGCUGCACUCUGGCUCUUCCAACAUGGCUGUGCUAGAGGUGCCCCUCCUGUCGGGUUUCCAAGCGGACAUAGAGAGCCUGGAGCAGUUGCUCCUGAACAAGCAGAUUGGCCUGAAGAGGUAUGAGGUGGACGGCAGGAAAGUCCUGUUCUAUUUUGAUGAGAUUCCGAGCCAGUGCAUGACCUGCGUCAAGUUCACGGCCUUCCGGGAAUACAUUGUGGGGAAGACGGCCCCCGUGCCCAUCAGGGUGUACGACUACUACGAGCCAGCCUUUGAAGCCACUCGCUUCUACAACGUCAGUGAGAGCAGCCCCCUGGCUCGGGAGCUCUGCGAUGGACCCCUUUGCAACGAGGUGGAGAGCGCGGCCAGCCACGGGGUCGGCUUUGUCCCUGCAGGGCCUUGCCAGGGCAUCCUGGGCUGCCGGGAAGAGGGCCCCUUGGAGCCGUGCCUGUGCGCCCGAGACUGUGGCUAUGAUGGGGACCCAGUGUGCAGCUCCGAAGGGCUCCUCUACCAGAACCGCUGCCAGAUGGAGGUGGCGGCCUGCAGAAACGGCACCCGCCUCCAGCAAGUCUCCAUGGCCCAGUGCUCCGGAGGGGACAAGAGCCCCUCCCUCCAGCCGGACUUCUCUUACUACUCCUAUGAGUACGAGGUGGACCCCUAUGCUGCCUCCGAAGGCGAUGCUUUUGAGCAGACGACUGCAGCGCAAGCAAGGGACAGCUCCAUGGGGCGGCUUUGACCGCUGGG